Messenger RNA from Sphaeroforma arctica JP610, 269 nucleotides. RefSeq lists its product as hypothetical. Lineage: Eukaryota; Ichthyosporea; Ichthyophonida. The annotation marks the transcript as partial. The record is from RefSeq and is a predicted model, not a curated record. The transcript has a single exon.
AGAUGCGCAUGGCCGGUCAGCUCAUGAUGAAUGCGCUCGCCGCCAUCUCCAACGAAGAAGCAGUUCCCAAAGAAGACCACGAGAAGGACAUGCACACACGCGUGUCUAUGACCCAUAAAGCCAAUGCAGCAGGUGUGAGCGGUAUCAAUGGAGGCAUGGGCGGGGGUCUCCAUGCGGGUGAUAGUACUGAACGGUCAUCGUCUGGGGUACCGGCCCCGCGGAGAUCGGCGACGGCCGAUAGGAUUGCGAGUAAUGUUAUGGGCGAAUUG